AUGGAGUUGAAAUUUACAACUGUUGAAGGCAAAGUCGGUGCAACGCUGGACCGCAUGUUUGGGGUGCAAACAAGUUUUUUGCGCGUUGAACCCGGUAAUUGUUUACUGCCGCCUCAGUAUGUUACCCUAGGGAAGAAGAUUCGCGACAUGGAGAUCUAUCCAGAUGACGUUUGGAUGGUAUCUUAUCCACGAACAGGAAGUCAUUGGGCCCAAGAAAUGGUUUGGUGUAUCGGAAAUGACCUUGAUUUUGAAAAAGCUAAAGUUCCUUUGUUAAUUCGGAAUCCUUUAUUAGAAUCAUCGGCGUUGAUGGUGACAGGAAAAUACGUUGAUUUUUUUUCACAGUUUGGAAAUUCUGUAGAGAAUGUUGAGAAAACAGCUAGACCGCGUUAUGUAAAAACGCACUUACCAUGGGAACUAUUGCCUCAGCAAAUAAAAUCUAAAAAACCAAAAGUUAUAUACGUGACAAGAAACCCAAAAGACACAUGCGUCAGUUUGUUCCAUUAUUUAAAAUUAAUGCAUGAUUACAAUGGAACAUUUGAAGAACUUGCUGAGUUAUUUGUUAAUGACACUGCUCCAAUGAAUCCAUUUUGGCAGCACGUUCUCUCGUUCUGGAACCGCCGGAACGAAGAAAACAUUCUGUUCCUUACUUACGAAGAAAUGAAGCGUGACCAAAUUACCGCAAUACACAAAACAGCUGAUUUUUUAGGCAAAUCACUGUCUGAAGAACAGGUUAUAGCCCUUGCAAGUCACUUGGAGUUUUCUAAAAUGGCCGCCAAUCCGGCGAUUAAUCUAGAAGCGGUUUUGGCAAAUGGGAAUAAAAUUGAAGGAACAUCUAAUGGAAAUGGUGAAAAAUGUGAGAAUAAUAAUGGAAUAGAUAAAUUUAUUCGGAAAGGAAAAAUCGGGGAUUGGAAAAAUCAUAUGAAUGAUGAGUUGACAAGGAAAUUUGAUCUUUGGGCGGAAAAAAAUUUCAAAAAUACGGGGCUUGAGUUUGAUUAUGGAGAUGACUGA
Molecule: messenger RNA, 1008 nt
Organism: Cotesia congregata
Lineage: Eukaryota; Metazoa; Arthropoda; Insecta; Hymenoptera; Braconidae
Source: the annotation of a GenBank genome assembly